AUGCUUACUGAAGAUGCAGAAAAAUAUGUAGAUUAUUUUAGAAUUGCACCGGAAAUAUAUGAAGCAUUAUUGACAUUGGUCAGACCGGUCAUUAUUAAGCAGGAUGCUAUUCGUGAACCUAUUUCGCCUGACACUAGGCUCCAAAUUACAUUGCGCUAUUUAGCAUCAGGGGAUAGUAUGAAAUCCCUGUCAUAUGCCUUCAGAGUUGCUCACAACACAAUCUCAAAAAUAAUAUCUGAGACUUGUGAAGCUAUUUGGAAUUGUCUAAAAGAUGUAGUCUUUCUUAAGGACAAUGAAGAGAGUUGGAAAUCUGUAGCUGACGAAUUUCAACAAUUGUGGAACUUUCCAAACUGUAUAGGAGCUAUUGAUGGAAAGCAUGUUCAAAUACAGGCUCCACCAAAUAGCGGAUCAACUUAUUACAACUACAAAGGCCAUCACAGCAUUAAUCUACUCGGAAUCAGCGAUGCAAAAUAUUGCUUUACAAUAGUUGAUAUUGGUGCCGAAGGUAGGCAAAGUGAUGGAGGAGUCUUCCGAAAUAGCGAAAUUGGGAAACGUUUUGAAGCUAAUUUGUUCAAACUACCAAAUCCGAAACAGAUCGAAGUUGGUGGACCAGAAUUACCGUUUGUACUAGUAGCAGAUGAAGCUUUUCCAUUAUCGAUGUACAUGAUGAGACCAUAUCCGCGAAGUGGAAAACUCGAUAUUGGGAAAAAAGUUUUCAAUUAUAGACUUAGUCGCGCAAGAAGAGUUGUGGAGAAUGCUUUCGGUAUAUUAGUAGCUCGAUGGAGAAUAUACCGAAGGCCUAUCAUCGCCAAUAUCAGCAAUGUACGCAAAAUUAUACAAGCAACUGUAACACUGCACAAUUUUAUCAUCAAAAACGAAGAGCAAUUAACUGGAAAAAAAUCAUAUUUACAUCUAACUAUAGAAGAUGCGAGUACAAGUUGUGGAGUUCGCGAUAUAUCACAUUGUGGUGGCCGAAGCAAUAAUAAUGCUAUUAUGGUUAGAGAGGCGUAUUCAACGUAUUUUCAAAAUACCGGUGCAUUAUAUUACCAGUGGGAAAAAGCGUUGCAAAACGAUUUUUAA
Vollenhovia emeryi is the source of this 1080-nucleotide messenger RNA. Its product is annotated as putative nuclease HARBI1. Lineage: Eukaryota; Metazoa; Arthropoda; Insecta; Hymenoptera; Formicidae. The coding region runs from base 1 to 1080 and encodes 359 amino acids. The transcript has 2 exons. The record is from RefSeq and is a predicted model, not a curated record.